UUAUGAACUCCGCGCGCGUCUCCAAGAAGAUGCUCAAGAAGGAUGGCUCGUAAAGAUGCAACACCCGAGAAAAUGAAAGCCUAAGAAGAACAUGGAGUAGCGGUAUAGGGUUGCAAGGCCUAGUGAGGGAGAAGAAGACAAGGGAAGAGGACACGGCCAUUUCAUCGGUUCUGUCGUUGAAGUGAGAGAACCGAAUGGUUCACGGACAGUGAGUGAUCAAAGUUGCCGUCCCCGUCACCGAGGGAUUUGGUCGCGUCCCCGGAGAAAUCAGCAGCACUUUUUAGGAUUGAUUGCAACUGCGGAUUUCGAACUUGAAGGCUUCCAUUGGGUCGAAUGGCUUGUGGAUGCAUCGCAGUUUCGCACCUUCUGGUGUCUCCUCAGAGACCGCGGUCUUCAGCAGCUCUACGGACGAGCAGAAUCAUACAGAGGCGAAAUUCCUGGCAACCGACAUUCAAACAUGCUGCUGCUCGGCAAGGAAGCAAGAUUUCGUGGCCUCCACGUCCGGGUGGUGGCAUCCGAUGCUCUGCAUCACCUUCUCCUUCGGGAUCGUCUCCUUGUUCACUGACAGAAGCUCGUCACGAGGACGGCGACGAGGAUGAGACUUCAGAGGGACGGACGAGAGCGGCAGCGGCAGCGCGAAACAAGAAGCUGGUGAAACUUGCAUUCUUUGCGCUGGCCUUGCUUGCGUGUAAUUCCGGCUCGCACGCGGCGCUGGCCGUGGCUGAGAGCUCGAUUGCCGCGUCUUCCUUGGGCGUCAAAGUGGCCUCGUUCCUCCGAGGCUCCGGAUGGCCGGACGAGCUCGUCGUCCUCACCGUGGCCAUGCUCCCUGUGCUGGAGCUCCGCGGUGCCAUUCCCAUCAGCUACUGGCUCCGUGUCGAUCCCAUCAAGGGCUACUUCAUCGCCGUGCUCGGAAACAUGUUACCCGUGCCUCUGAUUGUGCUCUACCUGGACAAGCUGUCGACGUUCUUGGGAGAGCGGAGCAGUACAGCGAAGAAGGUGUUGGAUUGGGUGUUCGAAAGAACGAGAAAAAAGGGAGGUGUCAUCGAGGAGUUCGAGUGGUUGGGACUGAUGUUGUUUGUUGCCGUGCCAUUCCCGGGUACGGGGGCAUGGACCGGGGCCAUUCUGGCAGCUAUACUGGGCAUGCCAUUCUGGGAGGCGAUGACGGCCAAUUUCUUCGGUGUCGUGCUUGCCGGGCUGCUGGUCAAUAUCGUCGUCACUGUGGGUGGCAAGGCAGCGCUAGGUGUCGGAGCCGUUCUGUUCGCCAUAUCCACAUUCAUGUGGACCGUAUUACGAAUGAUUCGAAACAAGAAGAACGAGGAUGCAUAAUUUGCGUCUUGAAGCUGGAUUUGGAUCCUCUGUAUCAUUAUCAAUAUCAAAACAUUCAUUCAUUGCCCUGCCCCAACUCACUGUCAGCUUCAUGGAUGACAUGAUUUGGGCAGGAGUGGACCGAGUACAGCACCAACUUUGAAUCUGGUGGCUCCACUGACACGAGGAGUGC
Molecule: messenger RNA, 1498 nt
Organism: Marchantia polymorpha subsp. ruderalis
Lineage: Eukaryota; Viridiplantae; Streptophyta; Marchantiopsida; Marchantiales; Marchantiaceae
Source: the annotation of a GenBank genome assembly